UUCUCACUAUUUCAACUUUGAACAUCGACGAAUCUCGUCUUCAUACAAGAUCCCUUUCUCUCUCUAUCUUUCUCUCUCUUAAUUCGUCUGAAUUUCGUCUUCCCGCGCUUUCAUCAAUGAUUUUGAUUUCCGGUGAAAGAAAACGGAAGAAAAGCUGAAUCGAUACGUAUAAGUUGACUGAUUUGUUGUUUUUGGAAAGCGUGAUAUCGUAUGACGAUCUCUGAUAAUACGUUAGGGCUAAUUCUAGCGGUUUCUUCGAGUUUAUUCAUAGGUACGAGCUUUAUUCUUAAGAAGAAAGGUCUUCAACGUGCUGCAGCUUGUGGUCUUCGUGCUGGGGGUGGUGGUUACACUUAUUUAUUACAACCACUUUGGUGGACAGGCAUGAUAACAAUGAUAGUUGGAGAAGCUGCGAACUUUGUUGCUUAUGUUUAUGCACCAGCUGUACUCGUGACACCUCUAGGUGCUUUGAGUAUCAUUAUAAGUGCUUUUUUGGCACAUUUUAUGUUGAAAGAACAACUUAGGAGGAUGGGUGUAAUAGGAUGUGUAUGCUGCAUAGUUGGCUCGGUUGUGAUUGUACUCCAUGCACCACAAGAACACACGCCUAGUUCUCUUCAGGAAGUCUGGAACCUAGCGACAGAACCAGCAUUUCUCAUAUAUGCCGCCGCAGCUGUAUCAAUAGUCUUAGUUCUCAUUUUACACUUUGAAUCUCGGUAUGGACAGACAAAUAUUCUGAUCUACUUGGGAAUUUGUUCAUUGAUGGGCUCACUAACGGUUGUAAGUAUAAAGGCAAUAGGUAUUGCAAUAAAACUCACGCUUGAAGGAAUAAGUCAGAUCGCGUACCCUCAGACUUGGUUUUUCGUUACAGUUGCUUCAGUUUGUGUGGUCACACAGUUGAAUUACCUUAAUAAGGCAUUGGAUACAUUUAAUGCUGCCAUUGUUUCUCCAAUAUACUAUGUCAUGUUCACUACACUUACCAUCGUAGCAAGCAUAAUUAUGUACAAGGAUUGGUCGGGGCAGAAUGCUAGCAACAUAGCUUCAGAGAUUUGCGGUUUUAUUACUGUGCUUUCGGGUACAAUAAUUCUUCAUAUUAAUAGAGAACAAGAACCAUCUAUGGCAGGGACAGUUACAUGGUACAAUGGAGAAUCAGUAAAGAGUAUUGAUGAUAUGCAUUAUAUUAUAUUGGAAGAUCCUGAGAAUCAAUAAUGGAAGUUUCAACAUAUCAUGAUCCUAGCUGUAUCUGAAAUCGACAAUGUUUCAAGAUAUCAUCAUCCUAGCUGUAUCUGAAAUCGACAAUGAGGCGGUUGGGUGAAGACUUUUGUAUUCUUUUGUGAUAGAAUCUGCACAUAACAAUUCUUUCAUUUCUUUAUGUAGUCUAUUUUUUUUCUUUCUUUUUUCCCCUUUCUUUGGCUCUCUGAGUUAUGUAUACUUUUGAAA
Molecule: messenger RNA, 1434 nt
Organism: Impatiens glandulifera
Lineage: Eukaryota; Viridiplantae; Streptophyta; Magnoliopsida; Ericales; Balsaminaceae
Product: probable magnesium transporter NIPA6
Exons: 9
Coding region: 211-1203 (330 amino acids)
Biological process (GO): magnesium ion transport
Cellular component (GO): membrane
Molecular function (GO): magnesium ion transmembrane transporter activity
Source: RefSeq, a predicted model, not a curated record